AUGGAACGUCUCUUCAAACGGCGCAAAUUGUCCGCGUCGGCUGCCAGCGUAGCCGCUUCGCGUCCGACUGCCUUCUCACAUGGCUUGCAAGAUGUCCGCCCUGUCAAACGCAUCGAAGAAGUCCAUGUCCACAUAAGGAACCAUAGUCCUGGCCGGAGUGCUGUCCAGCGCGCCGACGAGUUGCACCAACGGCUACACAAACGUCAAACGCCGCUGCUCAACGGCACGCUCGAAUCCACAACGUCUUCAAUGUCUACAUCCACUUUACUGGCUGACGCCGAACCCUCGCUCCCUUCAACUUCUCCCGACGCUGCCACCGACGCUCCUUCGACCUCAGUCUUGGAAACACUGUCGUCCCUCUCGGCCUACUCUUCCACCCUCGCAGGUAUCUCGCCAUCAAUUGCAGCCGCCAGCUCCACAUCGACCGACUCAGACUCGUCCUCGGCUGUGUCAACGACAGAGAUUUUGCCAACAACAGAAGCUGCACCCACCUCGACAGCUUCGGAUCCUUCUUCGACCGUCCCGGUCACUGACGCAACACCUACUUCGACGACCGCCGAUACAUCCCUAGCUGACCCUUCAACAACCACAGACAUAUCCUUGGCCGUCUCAUCAAUCGACUUAUCCUCAAGCACCACAUCACCCUCUGCGACAAUUCCUCUGGCUGCCUAUACUGGCCCUGGCACUGCAAGUCUGGCUCUCUCCACAACCGCGUCCCUAGACAUAAGUGACUCGACUGGCAUACCAUCAAUCAUUGAAUCAACUUUCACCCCGACUUCGUCUGCCUCGUCGUCUUUUGACAACACAUCACCGGCUGUCUCGACUGCAGCAUCAUUGGGCCUGUCUCUUUCAGGUGCAGUUGUACCCGCUGCCACGAUAAGCUCUUCUGGAGCAUCCGAGGUCGAGAGCUUGUCCGAGUCAUCCUUUGUCUCAUACAAUUCCGCACUCAACACCGUCGCUUCGGCUAUACCGACCAGCAUUGCUUCUGGUAUAACCUUGCCUGGCGUGGCUGGAACCGCGCCCACGACUUCGGCUGUUUCCACCGACGUUCUGUCGCAGACUACGAAUACAGUUGGCGAUGUCAAUGCGACCCUGAGUUCCUCUGGUUCGCUUACAACGGCUGCGCCUGUUUCUGCCACUGCUUCAGACUUGACCUCUCCUUCUGCAUAUGAGUCCAUCACUAUGGUCGGUUCGAAUACGGCGAAUGAGUCGACGGUGACUACUGCGGAUCCGAUUCUUGUGUCGCUCGGCUCGACAAGCGAUGCUCUCCCUGCCACGAGUAUUUCAAGUGGCGCCAUCACUGCCUCAGUCAUAUCGUACACUUCGUCUGGCGUGCCGCUCAUUAGCACUGUAUUUCCUGCUGGACUGAACUCGACCAUUAAGUCCUCAAGCCCGUCGUCAGUCCUCGUCUCAGGUAGUGCCAGUCCGUCUGGAUCAAAUGCAGUCCACUCAAGUUCAUCGCCAUCUUUUGCUAGAAACCUGACAACAUCUGCAACCGUCAUCUCCAGUUCUUCGACAACUUACACCUCAUUCACUACCUUUCAACGCAAUAGCGUGACUAGUUCGAUUUCGAACACGGCGAGUGUUCUUUCAUCUGCAGAUAGAUCUGCAAGCACUAGCUCCACUCCUCUGGCCGCUGUGUUGGGUUUCUUCACUGCGUCUUCUUCCACUGUCGAAACACUAUCUGAUGGAUCUCCUUCUACUGCUGUUCUCGUUGCGCAGGCUUUCGCUACCACUCUUUCCAACGGUCAAACCACCACGUCUUACGGUUCUUUCCAACCCGUGUCGUCGUCUGCCUCGGGCUAUGCUGCCUUGAGCGACAGCUCGGAAAUCUCUUCUGCUGCUAUUGCUCUCUCGUCUGAAAAUGCCGAUAUCAGUUUCCGCCUCAGUUCUCUCAACGCCGCCGCAUCAACUGCUACAGGGUCGGCUAGAAGCUCAUACUCUUCUCAGGCAGUUGUUCUCCAGAGCGCUGCUUCCUCGGCUGUACGGUCAGCUAACAGCGCUCUGAGCAGUGCAGCAUCUCGCAUCUCUUCAGAAGCCUCGUUUGCUUCCGCUCUUGCAUCGUCAUCGACCGACAACUCUUUGCCCUCUUCCAGCGCCACUCAGAGCCCUGAUGCUAGCGUCAUCGGUGGGCCUACAACAACUACUGUUCCCAGCCCUGCGAGCAGCACCGCAUCACCGGACAACAACAGCGACAACACCCCACCUCCUUCUGUGCUUGCAGGUGGUAUUGUGGGUGGCGUCGCCGGACUUGCAGUUUUGGUUCUGACUGCCAUGAUUUUCCUGCGCUGGUAUCGAAAGCGCAUGGCUAGCAUGAAUGCAUUGACUGGAGCCGAAGCCGUCACGGGAAGUGGUGGUGCUGGGGGUAUGUCCGAGCGCGGCAGAACAGCUCCCGUAUUAGCGCCACUUCUGGGAGGGGUCUUCAAGAAUAGAAAAUCCCGAGCCGUGGACGACACUGGAGAACGAGGCUUCCAGCGCAUUAGCGGUCGUAAAUUGCCUAGUGCUUUCUCAGCUGGCAUGACUUCUGCUCCACCCAUGCUCAUGCCGUCUGCCUUCGACAACGACCGUAACAUGAGCACUACUUCGGUCUAUCGCGACAGCACUUACUACGGCGCAGCUGGCUCACCUUUCGAUGACCCCGACAACGAAAUUGGCAUCAACGAAACCAUAAUGCCUGGACCAGCACGGCAAGCAAGAGUUCACCCUCCCUAUGCCAUGAGUCCGACAAGUGCAUUGUCCGAAAACACAUCGCCUACCAGUCCUACCUUCCCCAUCCAGGGACACAGGUUAACNCCCGAGCCUGGACCUAAUGCUCCUCUCAUGACUCCGUUGAACCCAGCCCGCAGAAGCGUCACUCCCGCCACACUAUCAAGCUUCGAUGGAAGCAGGGGAAGCAGGUUCACCGAAGAGGUCUGA
Molecule: messenger RNA, 2916 nt
Organism: Aureobasidium uvarum
Lineage: Eukaryota; Fungi; Ascomycota; Dothideomycetes; Dothideales; Saccotheciaceae
Source: the annotation of a GenBank genome assembly